AUGGACGGUCCUGACAAGAUACUCCUCCAAUCGGCGACAGAAAUCUCCGCUCCCGCUCCCGCUCCCGCUCCCGCUCGCGCGCCGAAGCCGUCCGCGAAUCCAUUGGUCCCAUUCCGAAACCAACCUGCCAAAAAAUCACAAAGCAACGCCAAAGCGUCGCCUGCCAAGUUGCGCAAAGACGCCGACGAUGCGCGCAAGACGACCGAAGCUGACUACGACCGCUUGGCCGAGAAAGAUGCGCUGAUUGAACAGCUCCGGGCAACCAUUGCGAAGGGCAAAGAAUACAACCACAAGGUGACGACCCAAGUCGUCGACUUGACACGUGAGAGAGAUGCGAUGGUACAAAAGGUCCAAGAGGCUGAGAGAGACCUGCCGUACCUCAAGGGCAUCAAAGAGCAAUACCACAAAGACAAACUCGAGUUCACCCAGGCGAAACAGGCAAGAAGAGACCGCGCCUUAGAGGUGACAGCUGCGAGCGACGAACUUAAAGUGGCCAACAAGCACAUCACCGAACUCAAGAGCCAGGUUGAAGCCAGCAAGAAGCAAACUGCAGACUACACCGAGCUUGUAGCCGCUAAGUCUACGAUCCAAGGAGAGAAAGAGAAGGUCAGCGAGCAACUUCAGCAAGCGCAGGAGACCAUCGAAGAGCUUCAGAAAGAGAGAGAUGGCUUUCAGCAAGAGAACGAAGCCUCCCAGGCGAUGCGCGACGCACAGGCAGAAUUCCAAGAGAUCUCCAACGAAGGGUCGGCACUCACACUACCAGAGAUACUCGACCGUGUGCGCAGUGACCACGCCUACCGCAUUGAGAAUCCCCUGAUGCGCCGCCGUCCUGUUCUCGACCGACCAAGCAACCGCCGCCUCGUCUCCGGCGCCUCACUGCAAGAUGAGCUCGACGACCUCGGCCACGACAGCAGCAUCGAAGAAGACGACGACGAGAAGCCCGACGAGACCGUCAAGCACCCGGCCUCCUCCAUGCGCCCCAUCUUGCGCCCCAUCUCCAUCAUGGAUAGAGUCAAGCGCCCCACCUCUACCAAGCGCCCUGCCGCCAGCAAGCCUCCUACUCCCGCCCCGCUCGGCUUCUCUAAGAUCGUCUCCGUCUCCACGAGCCCGGUGAAGCCUGCACCAGCUGCUGUGAUUGCGCCGCCAGAAGUGCAGAUCGUGAGAGAGGUCAGCACCAUCACGCGCACUCCCGCCUGGCUCCAGCCGCUCCUCCUCCUCGGCCUCGUGCUCUACGCCCUCGUACUAGCUGCUGUGAUCGGCGAACGGCGUCUCUGGACCGGAGCGAACGACCUCGCGCGUCAGCGUGUCGGCGGCUUUGUGUUGGGUGAGGUCAGCAACUGGCACCCGCUGGUUUCUCUAUUCUCCGGUCUCGACGGGGUGUUUGGGCAUGAGUACGGGCUUCUUGGGUGA
This is a messenger RNA of Saxophila tyrrhenica, 1410 nucleotides long. RefSeq lists its product as uncharacterized. The transcript has 2 exons. The record is from RefSeq and is a predicted model, not a curated record. The coding region runs from base 1 to 1410 and encodes 469 amino acids. NCBI's taxonomy places the organism in Eukaryota, Fungi, Ascomycota, Dothideomycetes, Mycosphaerellales, Extremaceae.